Durusdinium trenchii is the source of this 1335-nucleotide messenger RNA. The record is from the annotation of a GenBank genome assembly. Lineage: Eukaryota; Dinophyceae; Suessiales; Symbiodiniaceae.
AUGCCCGCCGUGCAGGUGCGUGGUAGACGCGGGGAGAACGGUUCUUCUUCUACUGGGACGGUGGUGGGCUUGUUGAUUGGAGUCGGUUGGGCCUGGCCCUAUGUUGCCAUCACCCAGUUGGAUGCAGGCGCCCGUCUUGUUGAUCGGAUGCCCGUCGGUGUCUCGGUCGAAGCCUCGGAGCUCCUCUCCGGCACCGUCCGGGCAGGCCCGUUCUCCUCCCUUCAAAGCACUUGGCGCCUUUCGGAGCCCUCCUCCUCCGCCGCGAAUGGCUCACGGCUCACGGCUGCACAGUCCGAAGCUCCGCUUCGCGGCCGCAUGAAGCUCCGCCGCGCGGUGGCGAAGCUCGCGCGCAAGCGAAUGCGCUGGGGUGGCAAGGAAGCCGUGCCUGGGCGGCGGCUGGGUGGCGAGGUGCCGUCCUCAAAGGAACUGGUGCCUGAAAGCCACCCAGUGGAGAACAUUUUCACGAUCCCCGACACUUUGCGACCUGAGGAAGCUGAAGCACUAAUCGCCAAAUCGGAGGAGGCUGGCUUUGAGGUGCAGACCAGUCGUGGACCUGCCUAUGGGGAGGCACUACGGCACCACUGGCGCAUCUCCUUCGAUGACCCUCGCUAUGCGCAGGCACUCUGGGAUUCGGGUCUUGGACAGUGCUUGAAGCAGACGCUGAGAGGGCCUCGAAAUCGUCAGCCCAUCGGCUUGAAUGAGAACAUCCGGAUCUACAAGUAUUCAGGCGAGUGAGGUGAAACAUGGUUUUUCCUCGCGAGGGAGAGGUGUUCAGAGGUCUUCACCCAUUUUUCCGUGUUUCAGUGACUAGGUGGAGAUGUUUUCGGACAACAUGUGGACGGCAGCAACCAGACCUCUUUGGGGCAAACCGAGUACACGCUCUUGGUGUAUCUCAGUGGCGUGAACGAAGGCUUAGUGGGUGGGGAGACCGUCUUCUAUUCCCACCACAAGGAGGUCUUGCGGGUGACGCCCAAGACAGGCAUGGCCUUGGUGCAUCGGCAUGGCCGUGAGUGUCUCUUGCAUGAAUCCCUGGAGGUGAAGGAGGGCGUGAAGUACGUGCUGCGUUCCGAUGUGGUCUUUGGUUAGGCCGAACAGUGCCGCCCGGCAGAGCCCACGUCGCUGGUGAAGCACCGGCAGCGGCGACCUGCCAGGACCGGGUGGAGUGACCUGCCAGGACCGGGUGGUUCGGUGAAGAGGACGAACAAGAGGAGGUCGAACAUGAGGUAUGGCCCCGCCGCAUGAGGUAUGGACGGAUUGGGAUCCAGGAAUUGGCAGGACGUUUCACGGCAUAUCCAUUGAUUGGCGAGAAAGACACCGAGGCGUUGUUGUGAAAAG